This is a messenger RNA of Ostreococcus lucimarinus CCE9901, 2189 nucleotides long. RefSeq lists its product with no specific name. The record is from RefSeq and is a predicted model, not a curated record. Gene Ontology annotation, cellular component: peroxisome. The transcript has a single exon. Gene Ontology annotation, biological process: fatty acid beta-oxidation. Gene Ontology annotation, molecular function: NAD+ binding; (3S)-3-hydroxyacyl-CoA dehydrogenase (NAD+) activity. The coding region runs from base 1 to 2169 and encodes 722 amino acids. Lineage: Eukaryota; Viridiplantae; Chlorophyta; Mamiellophyceae; Mamiellales; Bathycoccaceae.
AUGUCCCCGGUGACGACGAAAAUCGACGACGGCGUGGCGGUGAUCGAGCUGAAUAACCCCCCGGUGAACGCGCUGGCGGUGCCGGUACUCGAGGGACUCGAGCGCGCGGUAAAGGACGCGCAGGCAAACUCGAACGUGCGCGCGAUCGUCAUCCACGGGGCGGGCGGAAAGUUUAGCGGCGGUUUCGACAUUACGCAAUUGAGAAAGUCGACCCAGGGGAAGCCGUCGAACGACGUGGGCGAUUUUAACGCGAUUCUGUGCCGAUACGUGGAGGGUGGAAGUAAGCCGUGCGUGGCGGCGAUCGAAAACUUGGCUCUAGGAGGGGGAUUGGAGGUGGCGAUGUCGUGCAACGCGCGCGUGGCGACGCCGAGGGCGCAGUUGGGGUUGCCUGAGCUUCAGUUGGGAGUGAUUCCUGGGUUUGGUGGCACUCAACGCCUGCCGCGGUUGGUGGGCUUGGAGAAGUCCCUGGAGAUGAUGCUGAAGAGCAAGUCGAUCAAGGCGGAGGAGGCGCUGAAACUUGGAUUGGUUGACAAAAUUGCGGACCCGUCAAGAAUCGUCGCCGAGGCGUCGGCGUUGGCGAAGGCGAUCGCGAGUGGCUCCGUGAAGCGGGAGCUUUCGAUGUAUCGUAAAGACAAACUACCAGAUCCCAAGUCUACGGAGAUGAUUCUCAAGGAGGCGAGCAAGAAGGCCAAGCGAGUGCAGUCAGUGAUGCCGCACGUGGCGCUUUGCGUCGAUGCCAUCUCGGUCGGACUCGCCCAAGGCCCUGAAGAGGGACUGAAGCGCGAGGCAGAAAACUUUAAAAAGGCUGUAUCAUCGCCUGCCGCGAAAGGUUUGGUUCACUUCUUCUUCGCUCAGCGCGCGACGAACGUAGUUCCGGGAAUCACGGACGUCGGCCUUAAGCCUCGACCGAUGAAGUCAGUCGGCGUCGUCGGAGGCGGUUUGAUGGGGAGUGGAAUCGCCACGGCGUGCUUGCUCGCUGGAAUUCAAGUCGUGUUGAAAGAGAUCAAGCAAGAGUUUUUGGACGCGGGCGUCGGUCGCAUUCAAUCAAACUUGACGAGCAUGGUUCGUAAAGGCAGGAUGACUGAAGACAAGGCGCGCCAGCUGAUGUCGCUCGUCAAGCCUACACUCACAGAUCAAGAUUUCCGUCAGUGUGAUAUGGUCAUCGAGGCUGUCAUUGAAAACUUACCUCUCAAGCAAAAGAUCUUCUGUGAGUUGGAGAGGAUUUGCAAGCCUGAUUGCAUCUUGAGCACGAACACGAGUACCAUCGACAUUACAAAAAUCGCCGCCAAAAUGAAGAACCCAGAGCGCAUCGUGGGUGCUCAUUUCUUUUCACCUGCUCAUGUCAUGCAGCUGUUCGAAAUUAUUCGUACCGACGCGACUCCGGCGCAGAUUUUGGUGGACACCUUGGGCUUGAGUAAACAAAUUAAGAAGACGCCUGUCGUCGUGGGAAACUGCACCGGAUUCGCCGUCAACCGUAUCUUCUUUCCGUACACCAUGAGCGCGACGGUGCUCGUGGAUAUUGGGUGCGAUCCGUACGCCAUCGAUCGUGCGAUAAUGAUGUUUGGAAUGCCCAUGGGUCCGUUCCGUUUGGGUGAUUUGGUCGGUCACGAUGUCGGCGUUCACGUCGGGCAGAACUUCAUCGACGAUUUCCCCGAUCGAGUCUACCGCUCGCCCCUCAUCCCAUCGUUGCUCGCGAACAAAAGAUUGGGCGAGAAGUCCGGUGCUGGAUUUUACAAGUACGACAAUAAGCGCCGGGCCACGCCUGAUUCCGAGGGUGUCGAGAUGCUCAUCGCCGCGUCCCGAGCGCAGUCCAAACUUCCGCUCGACGGUUCGCCCAUUCCGGCGGGCUUGAGUCCGCAAGAGAUCGCUGAGAUGAUCUUUUUCCCGGUCGUCAACGAAGCGUGCAGAGUUCUUUCCGAAGGCAUCGUCGUCAAGGCUGGCGAUAUCGACACCGCGGCAAUCUUAGGCAUGGGCUUCCCUGCCUUUCGAGGCGGCGUCGUCCACUGGGGCGACUCCGUCGGCCCCGCCGUGAUCGCCGCCAAGCUCCGCGCUUGGUCCACCAAGUACGGCGGUCUGUACCAACCGUGUCCUUACUUAGAGAACUGCGCCAUUCAGGGUCGCACCCUCGCUCAGGGUCCGUUGGACACCAAAAUUAAAUCUCGUCUUUAGAACCGAGCGACGCCGCCCUU